Messenger RNA from Closterium sp. NIES-65, 2301 nucleotides. The record is from the annotation of a GenBank genome assembly. Lineage: Eukaryota; Viridiplantae; Streptophyta; Zygnematophyceae; Desmidiales; Closteriaceae.
AUGACGAGCCGUCGCGUUGCCACUCGGCGGUGCUUGACUUUUCCGCUGUGGCUCCUUAUCCUUUCCCACGUGGCAUCCACGUGUCGUGCGUGUCUUCCGCCGCCUAUGUUCUCGGCAGCAGCAGACGGCUCCCCUCCGAGCCCUGAUUUGGAGCCCAGCUUUCACUGGCUAACCGAUGAGGAGCAAAUCGCCAUGGCGCGCUUCGCUGUGGCACAGCACAACGCCGCCAAGAACGACAGCCUACAACCGGUCUUGAUUAUGGCUGUAGAGUAUAUAGACAAUGCGAGCACAGGCAAUGGCAGCGCAGGCAACUCAAGCGCAGGCGGGGAGGAGUACCUUGUGUCACUGGCGGCUCUCAACCUGCUGCGCGGCCGCACUGCCUUCUUCGACGCCCUCCUCUCCCGCCGCCCUCUCGUGGCCGCGCAAUCCGCGCUCCCUGCUGCUGCCCCUCCAAUAACAGCAGCAGCAGCAGCAGCAGCCACACCGGUGGUAACCACAGCAGCAGCAGCAGAAGGAGAAGGACGAGGAACAGUGGCAGCAGCGGCAACGGCGGCGGCAGCAGCAGCAGGAGGAGGAGAGGGAGGGGAGUAUGUGCUGCGGUCGGUCACGAUGCAGUCGUUCACCUCCCCUCCCGCUCCCUCCCUCAUACUCAAAAUAGGAGAGGGAGGGGAGUAUGUGCUGUGGUCGGUCACGAUGCAGGCCGGGUCGGAGCGUGCGAGCACGCGCGAGGAGCAGGAGAAGGCGUUGAGGCACGUGGUGUCACUGCCGCCCAUAGUGUGUGGCAUUGAGUUCACUUACGUUGACCCGUCAGAUGCUGACGUGCAGCGCGUGGCACGAGGGGCGGUGGCGAGUGAGAAUGAGAGGCAGCGCACUGCUGCUGAUUCCCGUGCUGGAGGCACAGGUGGUAGUGCCGGGAUACAGAGAGUAACCAUCCCAAGGCCUAUCCCACGACUCAACCACUCGCAGUAUUUGGUGUGGCACACUGAUGCCUCCCUCCCCUCCUUCCCUCCCCUCCUUCGCUCCCCUCCUUCCCCCCCCUCCUUCCCUCCCCUCCUUCCCUCCCGUCCUUCCCUCCCCUCCUUCCCUCCCCUCCUUCCCUCCCCUCCUUCCCUCCCCUCCUUCCCUCCCCUCCUUCCCUCCCCUCCUUCCCUCCCCUCCUUCCCUCCCCUCCUUCCCUCCCCUCCUUCCCUCCCUUCCUUCCCUCCCGUCUUCCCUCCCCUCCUUCCCUCCCCUCCUUCCCUCCCCUCCACACACAGGGGCACAGCAUUGCUGCUGAUCUCGGUGCUGGAGGCACAGGUGUUGGUGCCGUCAUACAGAUACAGAGAGUACAAUCUCACACUGCUGGCAGCAGAUAACACAACCGGCAUGGCGGCACACUAUGCCACGCACGCACUAGAUUACAACAGUGGCGCCAUGCCUGAUACUUCACAAGGAGGGAAUGCGAGUGGGAGGGGGUUGGUGAAUGUGACGGCGUUUGCGGUGGUGGCGGGGACGCAGCGGAAUGCAACAGCGGGGGAGAUGGGCGUGGCGGCAGCAGGGGGGUGGGUGUGUGUGGAUGAGGGGUGGGUGCUCAUUCCUGCUGCUUACCCCCUAGACACCUGGACGCCUCCCCCUGCCUCCCCUAACGCUUCCUAUAAUGCCUCCUCUAAUACCUCCUCUAAUGCCUCCUCUAAUACCUCUGCUAAUGCCUCCUCCAAUGCCUCCUCCAAUUCCUCCUCCAGUUCCUCCUCCAAUUCCUCCUCCAAUGCCUCCUCCAAUUCCUCCUCCAAUUCCUCCUCCAAUAUCUCCUUCAAUGCCUCUGCUACUGUCCCCUAUAACGACUCUUACAAUGGCUUCUCCAUGCGCUCCCUCGCUCUCUUCGCCUUGGCCGAGCGCAAUGGACAGAACAACAUCACCUCGCAUUUGACCCUAAUAGAUGUCCUUGCAGCGAGGGCGAAUGUGGUGGAGGGGGCAGGGAUCAACUACAGCGUGACUGUAACAGCAGCAGCACAAGCAGCACCUGUAGUGUUCCAGUCGGUGUCUGGAGGAGCAAACAUGACAGGUGUGAGGGAGAGCAAGGAAGUGGCGACAGUGAAGGUGCUGGUGUGGCAGCCGGUGCCCUUCACGGCUCACCGCCUGCUUGACUUGUUCGUGUUGGGUGAUGGAAUGAGAAAUGGCUCUGCUUCUCCACCCCCCGGUCACACCUCCCUGGGUAACUACACGGCUGUGCCCAAGGCUGGCUGUUCUGGUGCUGCGCCGAUCGGAUUUGUGACCGUGCUUGGGGUGCUUGUAUCCCUUGGCUUUGUGAUCGUGCUCUUGUAG